UAUAUUUUUAUUUUGCUCUUUUCUAGGAACAUGAAUCAGAAGGAGGUCGGACUCCUUUGAUGAAAGCUGCUCGAGCGGGUCAUCUAUGUACAGUUCAAUUUUUAAUUAGCAAGGGAGCACAAGUAAAUAAACAAACAUCUAAUAAUGACCACAAUCCACUCUCGUUGGCUUGUGCUGGUGGUCAUCUUGCUGUAGUAGAACUUCUUUUGGCCCAUGGUGCAGAUCCAUCUCAUAAGCUAAAAGAUAAUUCUACUAUGCUUAUUGAGGCUGCAAAAGGGGGUCAUACAGCAGUUGUUCAAUUAUUACUAGAUUAUCCAAAUAAUAUUUUAUCUUCGCCACCGCCACCACCGGAUUUAUCACAACUAACUACAUCUGCUUUAGAAGCCACCGAGGCUCCAAGAGUUCCUCCACAUGGUUUACAGGUAUUUUCACCUCAAGAAGCUGAAAUAACUGCUUCUGCAGGAAGUCCAUAUCUUGCUACUGUACAACCUGUUCCUAGAUUACCACAACCUGUCCCACUUACUGAUAUAAAUCACUCUCAACAAACAACAAUCAAGCAGAAUAUACAGAAAUCUCUACAAAGGAAAGCUGCUUUUAUUAAAUCUAAUGAAGCCCCCUCCUCCUCAGCCAGUGAGGUUCAGGGUCAACGCCAUCAUCGCAGUAAAAGUAAUGCAGCAGCUCAGGCUAAUUCUACCAGUAUUCAAGCUGAAACUGGUGUUAUAUCUGAAAUUGAGGCAGGGGGAGGGGGCAUUGAGUCUGUUGAGUUGAAACCAAGUGAGAGACUUGAAGCAUGUAUAAAUAGUAUGAUGAAAAAAGCUGAACUCUUAAAUCCUAGUAGGGAAGAACAAAUUCUUCAAAAACAACAGAUUUUAGAAGAACUCCAACGUGUAGAGAGGGAGCUUCAAGAGAAAGCUCAAGCUCAAUUAUUACUGACUGCACAACAUCAGCAGCAUCAUCACCACCAUCAUCUACAAGGACUUGCCACUGUAGCUACAGUUACUCCUACAAUUGCAACAGUAACAAACAAUACUGCUGCUUUACCAACUAUUACUGCUGCUCAUAGUCAGCAGUUAUUACUAAAUAGUGCUACUAUUCUUGAUAUGGGAUCACUGCCAUCUACCGUAGUUCCUGAACUUUCUGGUGUAACUGGGCAUCUUGGACUUAGUCUUCGAGCAACAACAGCGGCUCAUUUGACUUCACCACCAAAUGUUUCUCCUCUUCAACCACAACAAUUAUAUCAGCCUCCUAAAGCUCUUCCGUCACAGGUUUCUACGACAGAGCCAUCAAAAAACAGAGUUAGUAAACAACCUACCAAACAAAAUAAAAGUGUUAUUUCUAAGCAGCAGCAGCAGCAGCAGCAUCAACAAAUACAGCAAACAACUCAUCUUCAGUCACCACAAAUUGGUAAUAAGACAUCUCAAGCACAUCUAGAGGAAGUGGAAAAAAUGAAUUUACGAAAUGUUGUAUUGUCAGAACAGCAGCAGCAAUUUUUACAACAUCCUCAGCAAUUUGUUUUAUCAGAACUAACUCAAAAUCUCACUUUAAGAGCUAAUAGUCAUCUUUCUGAAGGCACAACUGAUGCUCUUACAUUAAUGCAAGCUGCUGGAGGAAUUAAGUUUACAGCAGAUAAUCCUCAAGCACAUGCAAUUCCUAUUAUUGAUCCAGUUGCAGUUAGUCAAGCGUUUGCACUUCAACAGCAGCAACAACAGCAACAGCAGCAGCAACAACUUCAUUUUCAGCAACUUCCUCAAACACUUCAAAAUGAAGCAAAAAGACAGCAUAAUGAAAAAAUAUCAAAAACUCAGAAAUCAAAACUCUCAAAAUCUCAGCAGUCACAACAACUCACAGUUCAACAUAGUCAAUGUAAUUCUCAGUUAAUACAAAAUCAACCUUCUCAAACGCUACCAAAAUCUCAACUUAAUUCCACUGGUGCUGUUGAUUCUUGUACAUUAGUGGGAAAUCUUCCAAUAGAUGCUACAGGAAUGUUUACUUUAGGUGGCAUGGCUACCCCUGCUUUUCCUGUGUCCUUGGCUGUUUCUCCUGCAACUUUGACAGCUCCGGUGACUAUUGCUACUAGCUGUGCUGCAUUCACACACAGUAUUGCUCUAGAAGAAGGACUUAUGGUAGCUGCUCCUGCUCGUACACUUCAUGACACUUUAGGAGAAAUUAUGACAGGUCCAACCACUCAACUUGCUGGAACACCUCAGAUGGCAGUAGCUCAACAAGUUACAACAACUCAUUGCGUAGAUCCUUGUCUAGGAGCAGCAACUUCAGGAAUUGGUGUUGGAUUGACAAUGAAUGCUCCUCCCAGCUCUUUGCCUUUAACAUUCCAUACUUUAGCUCCGGCUGUUACUUCAUGUGUACCCGCUGCUGUUACAAAUGCCAUAGUACCACCCCAUCACCAUCCUCAAUUAAAUCAUACAGCUACUAUACAGCAAUCUACAUCUGCUCCACAAACUUUGUUUCCUCCACUUGAUUUAAAUUCACAAACUGACAGUAAUCAUGAUACAGCUUUAACCCUUGCUUGUGCUGGAGGUCAUGAAGAAUUAGUCAGUCUUUUGUUAUCUAGAGGAGCUGAUAUUGAACAUCGAGACAAGAAAGGUUUUACUCCUCUAAUGUUAGCUGCCACGGCCGGACAUGCUGGAGUUGUAGAAAUUCUUUUAAAUCAUGGUGCUGAUAUUGAAGCACAAUCUGAACGUACUAAAGAUACUGCUCUUUCUCUUGCAUGUUCUGGAGGUCGCUAUGAGGUGGUAGAGAUUUUAUUGGCUCGUGGAGCAAACAAAGAACAUCGCAAUGUUUCUGAUUACACUCCAUUAAGUCUUGCUGCAUCUGGUGGCUAUGUGAACAUAAUAAAAUUGUUACUUAGUCAUGGUGCAGAAAUCAACUCAAGAACUGGAAGUAAACUUGGGAUUUCACCACUGAUGCUUGCUGCAAUGAAUGGACACACAGCUGCAGUAAAAUUACUUCUGGAUAUGGGAAGUGACAUCAAUGCUCAGAUAGAAACUAAUAGGAAUACUGCUCUUACAUUAGCUUGUUUUCAAGGAAGGCAUGAAGUCGUCAGUCUUUUGUUAGAUCGCAAAGCAAACGUUGAGCAUAGAGCCAAAACUGGUUUAACACCCCUCAUGGAAGCUGCUUCUGGUGGUUAUGUUGAAGUUGGUAGGGUGUUGCUAGAUAAAGGUGCAGAUGUAAAUGCACCUCCUGUGCCUUCUUCUCGCGAUACAGCCUUAACAAUUGCAGCAGAUAAAGGCCAUUAUAGAUUUGUGGAAUUGUUGCUUUCUAGGAAUGCUGCAGUUGAUGUGAAAAAUAAGAAAGGAAAUUCUCCCUUAUGGCUGGCUGCUAAUGGUGGGCAUUUAGAUGUUGUGCAACUAUUAGUUAAUGAAAGAGCAGAUAUAGAUAGUCAAGAUAAUAGAAAAGUUUCAUGUUUGAUGGCUGCCUUUCGAAAAGGUCAUGUGAAAGUUGUCAAAUGGAUGGUUAAGCAUGUCACGCAAUUCCCAUCAGAUCAAGAAAUGACUCGGUAUAUUGCUACAAUUAAUGAUAAGGAAUUAUUAAAAAAAUGUCAUCAGUGUAUGGAAAUAAUAAGAGCAGCCAAAGAAAGACAAGCAGCUGAAGCAAAUAAGUAUGCGACAAUUUUGUUAGAAGAAUUAGAUUUAGAACGUUCUCGGGAAGAGACACGUCGUGCUGCUGCUGCUAGACGAAGGGAACGCAAAAGACGUAAGAAAAAAGAAAAACAAGAACAGCUAAGAGCAGCUAAAGCAGCAGCUGAAGAAAGUAAGAAGAAUGAAACCAAAGCUAAUGACCAAAAGAAAAACGCUCAGCAGAGCAGUCAGUCUGAGGCAGAGGAUGAUGAUGAUGAUGAUGACGAAGAGGAAGAUGACGAUGACGACAAAGAUUUAGAAGAUACUCUCUUAAAUUCUUCAAAUAGUUCUUGUUUUGUAAAUGAUAUAGCAUCAUGCAGGGAGAAUGAUUCACCAGAUCAUAAUGAAGUAUUAAAAUGUAGGAAUUCUAACGACGAAAAUUUGCUAAAUGAAGUUUGUUCUGUAAAAAAUAGAAAUAUGUAUUUGAAGCGUGAAUCGAGUAGAGAAGAUAUUCAAAUUAAAUCAAGAUUAAAUUUGGAAGUUAAAGCUGAAAGAAAGAGAGAUAGAGAGAGAACAAAGAAUCAGGAAAGAAAUAAAAGAAAUGAAAAUUGUAAGAGUGGAAUUAGGGAAUGCAGAAUUAUAAAAGAAAAAGAAAUAAAAGUUCACGAGAAAUCUACGCCAAGAUUAGAUUCAAAUAUUAAUAUUGCAUCUAUAAACAAUGGUAUAAAUGGGAGAAAUUCUAAGAAAAGAAAUCUGAAACAUGAUCUUCCUUCAACAAUUGUUACAACUAUUUCUACUCUUACAACUACUACAGUUUCUGUUGCUAAACCAACUUGUACAGAAAUGACUUCAGUUAUAUCAGCUGUAAUUACUUCAGAUAGUAAAACUCAGAAUAAUAAUAAUUGUAAUGUUCUAAAAGAACAAUUAAAACAUUCAAAAGAGGUUAUAGUCAAUGGUAUUAUCGGCAGUUCACCUGUAGGUGAUUUAGAUGAUUAUUGUGCUUUAUCUCCUGUACCAUCUCGAUGUUCUAAAAGUGGAAAAAUUAAUUUAAAUGAUUCAAAAUUUUCUGGUCUGGAAGCUUUAGGAGAUUUAGCUUUAGAACUUAGUCCAGAAGUGGCAUUAUCUGCUGGCUUGAGAAGUCCUACAACAAUUGGUUUACCUCAUUCUUUAAAGUCACCUUUAGCAAACAGUACUUCACCAAAAAAGGGUCAAAAAAGGGAAGAAGGUUGGAAAGAAGUUGUACGCAGAUCAAAAAAGGUUUCUGUGCCUUCAAAUGCUAUUAGUCGUGUUAUAGGAAGAGGGGGAUGUAACAUUAAUGCAAUUCGAGAAGUAUCUGGUGCUCAUAUAGAAGUGGAAAAGCAAAAAGGACAGGGUGAUCGAACCAUCAUAAUAAGGGGGUCAGCGGAAGCUACAAGGCAAGCCCAUCAGCUGAUAACGUCAUUGAUAAAAGAACCAGAACGUGAAUUAAGUGAAAUUCUAACUCGAGCAGGAUUAUGCAGGGUUCCUACUGGACUUGGAAGUGGAACGGUAGAGGGAACAAGAUCUGCUGCUGGCAGCAGUUGCAGCAAUACAACUGUCACUAGCACUGUACAGGUUACUAAUGGAGUCCCAAUGACAACUGCAAAUCAAAAUAAAGUACCUUCUCGACAAACAUCUGUAACAAAAAUAUCUGGAAUAGUAUCUGUCAAUUUGUCAAAAGUUAAUACGAUACCUCCUAGUUUACCAGCUAAUGCUGCCCCUCCAUUUGCUUCUCAACCACGGACGGCCAUUAAUAGUACCAAUAUUCGUCCCAGCAUUUCGGUUGGUACGCCUUUUCCGACCAAUUCUCAAAAUGUCUGGACGGGAGUCGUUCUGACUGGAAAAGCUCCAUUGACGGUUGCUCCUCGGUCGUCUGCUCUUGGAGGAAAUAAUACAAUAACACUGUUAUCCACAAGUAAUAUAAACAAUUCUAAUGUAAAUGAAAAGACACUUGUAAGUCGUCAGCUAUUUCCUUCAGAGAAAAAAGUUACCAAUGUUCAAACUGGAACUACCACCACGACUAAAACCACCGUGUCUUACACCAUGGCUGUUAUUGCCCAAGGCAGAACUACAAAAACUGUUCCAGCUAGUGCAGUCACGGUGACUACUAAGAUAACUCUUGCAUCAGAUGUAAAAAUAAGUUCUAGUAAUGGAAAUUUUCAAUCAGAUUGGUCAGGUGGUACUUCAUCUUCUGCUACUACAACUAGCACUGUUGUUUCAUCUGGUCAAGGAACAAUUCCAACUCCAUCUCCUUUUCCUAAUAAUACUUCAAAUAAUAGAUUAGUUAAUGGUCCUACUGGAAAUCAGACAAUGCAAGAAGCUGGUGGUAAUGAGGUAUUGGGAAUUAAUCAGAAGCAGCCUUUUAUUCCAAGUAGUACAACACAUCAGAAUCCUCCAUCUUUGUCGCCAACUAGCAAUACAAAUAAUUCAGAUCUUCUUCAAUCUACUAUUGCCCAAGAAUAUUCUCCUUUCAAUAAUUUGUUUAGUAAAGUAGCUCAGCCAAGUGUAUGGGGACAGAAAGAUAGAGAAAUGGCUAAACCAAAUUUUGCUAGUGUUGCUGCAGCAGGUGUCACGUCAGUCUCUUCCCAUGUACAGAAUUCGCAUCCCAUUCAAAGUUCUCUCUCUCUUUCACUAUCUAAUAGCACUAUAGUUGAUGCAGCAAAGGCACCAGGCUAUAGAGGUAAUUUGCAUAUUUCACCAAAUGCUUCCUGUAAUCCCACUGCAUCUACAUUAGCACAUACAAUAUCUCAUAAUUCUGGUUUUGGUGCCAUUGGUACUGGUCCACGUAGUGCUCCUUGUACUCCUCCUCUUGGACCAAUUGGCCCACCGUCUUCGACAGGCUCCAGUAAUACUAGACGUUCUACUCCACCAUCAGUACCGAGUCCUCCACCUUUACACUCCAGAUCCUUACCAGAUUCUCAUGGUUUCCCUGUAACUGAGGUACCACGAAUUGUAUCAAGUUCGGGACAGGUGACGUCAUCUCAUUCAGUAUCUCAUAGUUUGUCAGUUUCUCAGAUGUCAGAGGGUCUCUUCCAACAUCAUCCUCACCACCAUCAUCAUGCUAUGCAAAAUAUAUCAGGCUUGACAGGAGCUGUUCGUCUUCCCACUUUUCCAUUGCCUUCUGGAAAUGGGGGCAGUGGAUUUUCUGGUCCUGGAGGUUCUCAUACAAAUACUACUUUUAGUCAGCAUAGUCCUCUGUCAUCAGUAGGACCUAUCAUUCAGGACACAAGUUCUAAUAAUGGAAACAUUUCAAAUAACAAUUCAAAUUUGCAGGUGCUUCAAAGCACUCUUAAUCCAAACGCUCCAGACUUCUCUAGUCGUGCCUCGCUUCUUAUGGCUCAUCAUGGUCCAUCCAUGCAUCCUAUACCACAUCGUCUGCCUUCAGGUCCAAAUACCUUUCAAGAUGGCCCGGCUCCAUCUCUUGCCCAAUUCCGCCCCAUUCUGCCAUCAGCAGCCAAUAUGAAUCACACAUUCCCUUCUCUUCACGGUAUGCCCACCGCUCAUCCUCCAGGAAUGGGACGAUUUCCUUUCCAUCCCAGUCAUAAUCAACAGCAACAGCCCCAGCAGCAACCUAGUGAUUUUAACAACCAGCCACAGUCUGGUCCAGUAGGUUCUUUACCUCCAGGAAUGGGAGGACCUGGUCUUCAAGCAAAUGAAGGUAUGCCACUCUUAGGGAUGAUGGGAGGCUAUCCACCUCAUCCUGCCCAAGGAUUAUCUCAUGUUGGUCCAGGUGGCAGUAAUCUUCCACAUCAUUAUCCUGCUAUACCUUCCAUGAUGGGAAUAAGGCCAAAUCAACGAUCAUCUAGCACAACGCCAUCAGUGGGAGCUUCAUCAAAAGUAGACGAGGGAUCUCCGAUGUCUACAAUGUCUCCCACUGCUUCUCCUCAGGGUAGCAAUUUAUCUUCACCCACAGGCAUGAAUAUGACUAGUGGAGAAGACAGAAAAUUACCUAGGCCUAUUGGAAUGGAAAGAGCACAAAGAAAACAUCCUGUUUACAGCGGUGUAUCUGACAUUAGUGCUAUAUGGUCAUAUAAUUCUACGGAUAUGGGCUGUGCGGGUGAAUGGAUGACAAAUUUGUCAAACAGCAUGGUUCACUCUUCGCCUCUUCCACCACAGGAAGACCUUAUGCCACCUCUACUUCCAAAUAAUUAUGGAAAUAAUCGAUUUGGUGAUAAUAUUUUAGUUUCUGAUUCUAAUCAUCCACUGGAUCAUUCUUUCCAGCUCGCAUCUGCAGCGGCCUCGGGUAGUGGAUAUCCACAUUUUGUCAACGGCCUACCACCACAUGUGUUGACUCCUCAUCUCUACCAAAAUAAUAGUAAUAACGGGCCCGCUUCUCUGCGGCCUACGGGACUAGAGAGCAAUGUCGAAAUGUGGGGAGGUCCCAAUAAAAUGCCCCUUUCCUCUGUCGGAGACGGUCUCCCCUCUGCACCAGAACAUAAGAUGGCCUGGAAUAAUUGGAGUCAGCAUCAAGCAUGAUGAUCAGCCUUUCCUAUUCCCCUCACUUAUCGACCACGGUCUAUAGAAGAACAGGACACGACUUUUAAAAUGGGAUAUCGCAUCGGCUUUGGCACCAGACCAAAAAAAGACUUUAUUAACAUUUAAUCGUAAGAGACAAUUUGGGGUUUGGUGGGAGAGAGACUUUAAUGCACGAAACCACCUUCGAAGGAAUUAGCUGUCGACGAACAGUUUAAGGUCGAUCGAAUUCGGGUUAUUAUCACAAAUUGCAGUGUAAUUGAGGACUUCAUGUAUCAGUAAAAGUUUCUGUGAGCAUUUGUGUUUUCAUUUUUAGAUUAAAAAAAACAAUUAUUUUAUAAAAGAAAAAAAAAAGUAUAACA
This is a messenger RNA of Centruroides sculpturatus (bark scorpion), 8428 nucleotides long. RefSeq names its product ankyrin repeat domain-containing protein 17-like. The transcript has 21 exons. Lineage: Eukaryota; Metazoa; Arthropoda; Arachnida; Scorpiones; Buthidae. Bases 60 to 8069 code for a protein of 2669 amino acids. The record is from RefSeq and is a predicted model, not a curated record. Gene Ontology annotation, biological process: innate immune response. Gene Ontology annotation, cellular component: cytoplasm. Gene Ontology annotation, molecular function: protein binding; RNA binding.